GGGUCCUUGUGCAUUGUAACUUGUGUGCUCAAGACCUCAGAGCCUCAGGCAUGAGAGUUUUUGCAUAACCACUAUGCCAUCUCCCCCACUCAUUCAACUCCAGUUUAUGGUGGGAUUGAGCCUAAGGGCCUCCAGUGUCUCCAGCAGUUGUACUAUCAAUGGUGCUAUCUCCCUGGCCCAGAACAACCCUCUUUUAUUGUUGUAAAACAACAAUAUUGUAGUCCGGGAGGUAGCGUAGUGGAUAAAGCAGUGGACUCUCUAGGGGAGUCGGGCUGUAGCGUAGCGGGUUAAGCGCAGGUGGCUGCAAAGCACAAGGACCGGCAUAAGGAUCCCGGUUCGAACCCCGGCUCCCCACCUGCAGGGGAGUUGCUUCACAGGCGGUGAAGCAGGUCUGCAGGUGUCUAUCUUUCUCUCCUCCUCUCUGUCUUCCCCUCCUCUCUCCGUUUCUCUCUGUCCUAUCCAACAACGACAACAACAAUAAUAACUACAACAAUAAAACAACAAGGGCAACAAAAGGGAAUAAAUAAAAAAUAAAUAUUAAAAAAAAAAGCAGUGGACUCUCAAGCCUGAGGUCCUGAGUUCAAUCCCCGAUGGCACAUGUACCAGAUUGACAUCUGGUUCUCUCUCUCCUCCUAUCUCUCUCAUUAACAAAUAAAAUAAAACAAUGUUUUGGGUAGUCGGGCGGUAGCAGCAGGUUAAGCACAGGUGGUGCAAAGCGCAAGGAACAGAACUGGCGUGAGGAUCCGGGUUUGAGCCCCCAGGUUCCCACCUGCAAGGGGGUUACUUCACAAGUGGUUAAGCAGGUCUGCAGGUGUCUGUCUUUCUCCCUGUCUUUCCCUCCUCUCUCCAUUUCCCUCUGCCCUAUCCAACAACGACAACAUCAAUAACAACAACAAUAACUACAACAAUAAAAUGGCAAGGGCAACAAAAGGAAACAAAUAAAUAUUUUUUAAGAAUAAAAAAACACACAAUAUUUUACAAAGAAAGUUACUCACCAGCCGCCAUGAACAGCAUAGGAGAGGCAUGCACCGAUAUGAAGCGUGAGUACGAUCAGUGCUUCAAUCGCUGGUUUGCCGAGAAGUUUCUCAAGGGAGACAGCUCCGGGGACCCGUGCAUCGACCUCUUCAAGCGCUACCAGCAGUGCGUUCAGAAAGCAGUAAAGGAGAAGGAGAUUCCCAUCGAAGGACUGGAGUUCAUGGGCCAUAGCAAAGAAAAGCCUGGAGGUUCUUCUUGACCUUGUCACCUUGAAAACGGACUGUCAGGAUAUUGAGGAACUCUGAACUUUUGUCCGUGCAGACUUCCAUUUGCAAGCGAUGCUCCUCAGUCUGCUCUGAGAUGAAUGUCUCACUUGUCUGGCAUUGUGCCAAAACUCAGUGUGCUCAAUCUGAGUGAUUGCUUGGGAUUAUGGUUGCAAUAUUCAGUCUGGAAUCAGCUUUAAAUAUAUCUUGUAUGUAUGUAAGUAAUGAAAACUUGUCAAAGUUGGCUUCAGUUAUGCUACAAGAACAUCUGGUACUCUGGUGGGGUCAGCUCAUGGAAGUAAUUGGUUAGGACAUCUCUUUUCUCUAAGGAAGCUAAUGGUCUAAAAAGGGAUCCCAGCAUAAGGGAUCCUGCCUUAAGGUUACCUCAGAUUAACACAAAUUUCAAAAAUGUUGCAGUGAGCCUCAUUUCAGAGCUUACAGCAUAGAGAGAUAUUAAGGCCUUUUAUAGUAGCUAUGGAAGAGGAACCUGGAUUAUAAAGAUUUACUGUUCUCAGCUUUCUACUGAAGUCAAUGAAUGAAGUAAAACCACGUAUCAUAAAAUGCCAGAAUGCUGCAUCUGCAUCUGGUUAAAUAGGUGGGUGGGAUUUGCUUGAUUUGCCUUAUUUAUCUACCAUGCCCUGUAUUGUCUAUAAUCAUGAUGAUGGAAUAAAUUGCAAAUUCA
Erinaceus europaeus (western European hedgehog) is the source of this 1920-nucleotide messenger RNA. RefSeq names its product TP53-regulated inhibitor of apoptosis 1-like. NCBI's taxonomy places the organism in Eukaryota, Metazoa, Chordata, Mammalia, Eulipotyphla, Erinaceidae. The transcript has a single exon. The record is from RefSeq and is a predicted model, not a curated record. The coding region runs from base 1004 to 1234 and encodes 76 amino acids.